This is a messenger RNA of Spirometra erinaceieuropaei, 876 nucleotides long. The record is from the annotation of a GenBank genome assembly. NCBI's taxonomy places the organism in Eukaryota, Metazoa, Platyhelminthes, Cestoda, Diphyllobothriidea, Diphyllobothriidae.
AUGGACAACCUUCCACCGGAAGUGCAGAAUUUUUUGGCGUCCGCCUUCGGCAUUCUUUCGGUCACGCAACUUACUCAGAUGGCCAAUCGUCUUAUGGAGAUGCACGGCUUUUCCAUGCCGUCACUUUUAGCACUUCCAACUCAUCCUACGUCUCCCCUUUCGCAGUUGGAGAUCGAGCUCAGCAAACUGGCCAGCGAUAUAGCUUCACUCCAGAAGCAGACAGUCUCUCCCUCAUCUCGGAGCCAACCGAAGCCGUCCAUCCCGCAUCUCCAGUCUUUACAUUCAGCCCGUCCAAACGCAGCUGCCAUCUGCUGGUACCAUACCACCUUUGGUGUUAAAGCUCGUCGCUGCAUCUCUUCCUGCUCCUUCACCCCCAAGCGCAGCAAACGGGUAAAACCGGUCAGCCCGAAGGCCAGUGCAGCCAAUCUUCCCGACAGCUCUAACUCUGGUCGCACCUUCUACGGUUGCAACACUGCGACUCGCAGUUGUUUCCUGGUGGACACUGGAGCCAAAAUCAGCGUUGUUCCCCCAACUGCAGCUGAUCGUCGCUUUCCUAGCCCUGGUCUUCACCUCCAAGCCACCAACUGUUCCCUCAUUUCCAGUUUUGGCAGUCUGUCCCUCAACCUGAACAUUGGCCUCCGUCGGUCAUUCUCAUGGAUCUUUGUGAUUGCUGAUGUCAGUCAUGCAAUUCUCGGUUCGGACUUUCUUGCCGAGUUCGAUCUCCUUGUCGACUGCCGACGUGCCCGUCUCCUCGAGCGCACAGCCGGUCUGUUUGUUCGUGGACUAACUCCCCUUACUGCCCUCACCAACUUAUCUGUCUUAAAAAGGAUAUUGCUAGCCCAUUUCGGCAACUGCUUCUUAAUCACCCCAACAUAA